AUGUCUGAUACCUCGGAUGCGCCACUACCCCAGACCCAAUCCCUUCGCCGGUCUGCGACUCUUCCUUCCAAACUGAUUACCCGACCCCGGCGGCAAUCCGAGUCGCUGAGGCCCUCGGAGAACGAUCUCUUCUACCACCCUUCUGCCAAAGUCGUCCAUUUUGCCCCUAGAGCGCUCGCCCCAAUCCCCUCCAGUACUGCGCCCUCCGACUUCGACUAUCCUGUUGAUACUGUUGAGACACUUCCUUGGAGGUCCCCUACUGAACGAACGGUCGCUCUCGGCCCCCUUCGCCUGGAGAAUGUCCACGGCCUUACUGUCUUCCUCAAGUGCGGCAAUGUCGUCCAUGCCAUCCUCAAGAACUCGCAAUGUUGGUGUGUCGACGGCGAGUCAACCUUUGUCUUGCGCAUUCGCCCUCUGACGUACUAUCGCAUCGAACUCCCCGCCGACACCGACGACAACAAGGUUUUAGUCACGGAGAUGAAAAAUGUUCUGCCCAGGGUCCUCCGUUACGAAGUGACACCAUGCCCCUUCAAGAGAGGUUUCACCGUUGAGAUACCAGAGGAGGCUAAAGCGCCCCGGAGGAAGAGGGCAUGGCGUCCCAAAGGUCGUCGCGAAAGUGCCCCAAUCAGUUCACUCUACUACCAUGGACUGUCCAAGUCAAAGGAGGACCUCACAAAAGACCCAGUCAGUGCCGGAGAAGACACGGAUGGCGAGGCGACGGAUGACAGCGGCUUUUCGACCAAGGCCAGUAACAGUGCCAGUAACAGUACUAUCCUGGAGACUAUUCCGGAUGACAAUGAAACUCCGGAAGCGCCUCAGACAUCCGAACAAGUGGAUUUACCUAAGCGCCCAGACCCAGAACCCGAACAGAAUUUCCAGACCUUGCUGGCAAGGUUUGAAGACAAUCCCAAACAACAGGUUGACCCUGAAACAACGUUUUCAUCGAGCGUUGAAUCCUUCCACUCCCUUGGACCAUCGUUAUCUACAUUACCCGAACUUGACGCCUGCUCUACGCCUACAUCGACGGAGGGUACUGAGCAGUUCCAGUCCGACCAUAGUGACACUCAUUCGCCUUCUGAAGAACAGCCCUUCCAAGAAACGGAGCGCUCGAGAGACAGACUAUCAGUGUAUGUCGACUGCUGGGAUGACUUGUCGUCCGCAUCGCACGAUAUGCCUGGAGCCUUCCACGAGCGUGAAGUGAAGCCGACUCCGACUAUAGUCCCUGACAUUCAACGUCCAGUCGCAUCCCGCACCGGAACGACCGACUCGAACCCCAACCUCAGCAGCAUGAGCAUCGAAUUCCGCCGACGCUCCAAAGCAUCCCUUGAGCGCGAAGUGUCUCCUAUGCCGCCUGCAUCGUCUUUGGCAGUUGCAAGACCUGAAAAACACGAUGCGGCGUCGCUUAUUCAUAAAACCGCCACACUGGUCCUGGUUCCCCCAAUCCAGCUACUUGUGGUUCUUAUCCACAUUGCCGCGCGCAUUGUUAUCGGCCCAGCCUUGGAAUCCGCGAUGGGGGAACUGAACCGGAAGAUCGAGUACGAGGUUGAUCAUGCCCAGGACACUGUGGAUGACUUCGACUUGCCUCUCCCUGACCGAUCCGGGGUGUCUACGGAUGAGAACUCCAACUGA
Aspergillus tubingensis is the source of this 1629-nucleotide messenger RNA. RefSeq lists its product as uncharacterized. Gene Ontology annotation, cellular component: extrinsic component of intraperoxisomal membrane. Lineage: Eukaryota; Fungi; Ascomycota; Eurotiomycetes; Eurotiales; Aspergillaceae. Gene Ontology annotation, biological process: peroxisome inheritance. The record is from RefSeq and is a predicted model, not a curated record. The transcript has a single exon. Bases 1 to 1629 code for a protein of 542 amino acids.